GUCGGUGACCAACUCUCUCUUCGAGUGCUUGGACUCCAUGGUCGAGACGUGACCCUCCGCGAAGUGCACCCGGAGGAGGAUGAUCCUUUGCACUGUCAGGAUCUGCUGGGCCUCGGCGAGAUCUGGACGGUUAGUCGUCGCAGCAAAGACGACGCAGUGCCAGCGCCCGGGUGGCCCCCGUGGGAGGCAGAGGCCCAACGAGCACCGCCGACACCUUGGUACCAGGCACCGCUGGUCCUGGAAUCGAGGACAGGGAAGGUCCUCAUUCAUGAGGCGCUCAAGCCCGGCACACGCAUGCAGGUGGUGGACAUCGCUUCGUGGCAGGAGGAGCUUCGCGCCGUGGUGGCGGAGCUUGGAAGAUCCGGGCCGACUGAUCGCGUGUUCCCGGGGGCGGUGCUGGUUGGCCGAGUGUCAUCCGUCAACACGGCCCACGGAGUCCUCGUGGAUUUGGCAGAAGACUGCGAUUGCUGGAUUCCGAAGUCAUCCUUGCUGCUGCCUUUGGAAAGCUACAAAGUGGGUCAGGCGCUCCCAGUGCGCAUCAAGCACGUGAGCAUUUCCAAGGGGCGUGCUGCAGUUCUCGCUCGACCGCUGCAAUCCGCCGAGAUGUCCGAAGAGGCCCGGAGCUUUCUGGCAGCCGCUCCGGCCCUCGGAGAUGACGUACCGGACUUGCUCCCCCUUCCGCGCAUCGGCACCUACACUCUGGGCCAAGUCCAGCAAGGGGAGCCCCUGCGCCUCUCCUUGAUGCAUCCACCUGGAGCUCGCGCCCACCUCCCGCUGUCUGGUCCAACCUCUCCUUCAGUUGGUUCAUGGGUCCGGGGGUUUGUCCGAGGGGUCGAUAUCGCGGCCGACGGCAGUGCGGUGACUCUACUGGCGCCUACGGCAUCCGUCGCAGAAUCGUU
Symbiodinium sp. CCMP2592 is the source of this 899-nucleotide messenger RNA. Lineage: Eukaryota; Dinophyceae; Suessiales; Symbiodiniaceae. The record is from the annotation of a GenBank genome assembly.